AUGAGGAUCUCGCAGAGUCGCCAGAAGAGUUAUACCGACAACAGAAGUAAGGAGCUGGAAUUUCAAGCUGGAGAUCAUGUCUUGUUGCGAGUUACCCCGAUGACAUGUGUCGGAAGGGCGAUCAAGUCGAAGAAGCCUACUCCAAAGUUCAUUGGACCGUACCAGAUUACGGAGCGGGUUGGACCAGUGGCAUAUAGGAUUGCAUUGUCGCCAUUCCUAUCCAACAUUCAUGACGUACUUCAUGUGUCGCAAUUGUGGAAGUACAUGGCUGAUGACUCUCAUGUUAUUGAACCUGAUGAUAUUCAGCUAAAGGAUGAUCUGACGAUGGUAAUGCCACCCAUCAAGAUCGUCGACAAGAGUACCAAACGCUUAAGAAACAAGGAGGUAUCCUUGGUGAAAGUGAUUUGGAAUCAAGCGACGGGCGACGCUACGUGGGAAUUAGAGAGUAAGAUGCGGGAGUCACAUCCCGAGUUGUUUGUAGAACCUUAG
Lotus japonicus is the source of this 489-nucleotide messenger RNA. RefSeq lists its product as uncharacterized. The record is from RefSeq and is a predicted model, not a curated record. NCBI's taxonomy places the organism in Eukaryota, Viridiplantae, Streptophyta, Magnoliopsida, Fabales, Fabaceae. The transcript has a single exon. The coding region runs from base 1 to 489 and encodes 162 amino acids.